AGCAAGAGGCUGACAACUAGACUAACAAACAAUUGCAGAAUCCAAUGGUUCUGGUGUUAAAUUUUACAGUAAAAGUUAACAAUGCUGUUACCAAAAGAACUCAAUUCCUAUCUAGUUUAAUGGAUACAUAAAUAGCUUUCCAUGAUGGGAUUGAAUCCUCUUACCUCCAACAAGUUACCUAGCAAUACACAAAAGGGUUAGCAACUUGGCAGGAGGAGAGGGAAGGAAAUGAGUCUCUUCUCUUGUUGCAGAAUGGAAAAAAAUAAUUCUUUCAAGGGAAGCAGAUCUUCAUGGAACAGCAAGGGUUAUGGAAAACAAGGCAAAACAUUGUCAAUUGUCGGGAACAUGUCUUAUAAAAUAACCUCCAGCAAAAGGAAGAAUAUUAAUCAGGUUUUCACAUUUCGUGAACUAGCUGUUGCAACUAGCAAUUUCAGUCAUCAUUGUCUAGUGGGAGAAGGUGGAUUUGGAAGGGUGUAUAAAGGAUACAUUGAGAACAUUGAUCAAAUUGUUGCUGUUAAGAAGCUUGACAGGAAAGGAUUGCAAGGAAAUAGAGAAUUCUUUUCUGAGGUCCUUACGUUAAGCAUGGUUAAACAUCUGAAUCUUGUCAAACUGAUUGGCUAUUGUGCAGAUGGUGAUCAAAAACUCUUAGUUUAUGAAUUCAUGGCCAAUGGAUCUUUGGAAAAUCACCUUCUUGAUUUACCUUCAGGAAAGGAUCCUUUGGACUGGAGUACUAGGAUGAAAAUAGCAUCAGGAGCAGCCCAAGGACUGGAAUAUUUGCACGGCGUUGCCGAUCCUCAAAUCAUCUAUCGGGAUUUCAAAGCUUCAAAUAUAUUAUUAGAUGAAGAUUUCAAUCCGAAGCUGUCUGAUUUUGGACUUGCCAAGUUGGGACCAACAGGAGGGAAGGAUCAUGUGUCUACAAGGGUGAUGGGUACAUAUGGCUACUGUGCUCCUGAAUAUCAAAUGACAGGUCAGCUGACAACAAGGUCGGAUGUGUAUAGUUUCGGUGUUGUUCUUCUGGAGAUAAUUUCAGGAAGGAGAGUUAUUGAUAAGUCAAGACCAACAGAAGAGCAGAACCUAAUUCAUUGGGCAGCGCCGCUGUUGAAGGACAGAAGUAAAUUUUCAGCAAUGGCAGAUCCAUUACUAGAAGGAAACUACCCAAAAAAGAGUCUAUAUCAGGCUCUUGCAAUAGCAGCCAUGUGUGUCCAUGAAGAAGCUGAAGCCCGACCUUUGAUGGCUGAUGUCGUAACCGCACUUGAAUUUCUUACCAAACCAACUGAGGAGAAAAAAGCUACAAUGGCAUCAACAGAAAGCAUCCAUUACGUCGACUCUGUGAAAGGAGGAAAUGCCAAGGAAGAGCUAGAAGCUUAGUUGUUUUGCAGAAACCAAAAGCUACUUCUACGAUUUCAAUAUCAAUAUUAAUUUUGUCAAUAUGCUUAAAGUUCACUGCCUUAUUAUAUUACCGUGCAACUAAUUUUACAAACCUCGUAGAUGCUGUAUUUCAUAAGUGUGUAAAUAUGUAAACGGACUGUUUUCGCCACAGGAAAAAGGUCCAGGCACUAGAAUUGCAGGAGUGUUGUUCGUUCAGAACAUCAGAAUGCCAAUGUAGAUAUAAUUUCUCUCACGAUAUAAAUGCUUGCUCUUCUUUAUCAAUCUCAGCCUGUUCAUUCAAUUAGAAACUACAUGAUCCAGUUUCUGCUGUACACAAACAACAGUAAAACUUAACUUUACAUACAUAGAUAUUUUUU
Molecule: messenger RNA, 1745 nt
Organism: Populus trichocarpa (black cottonwood)
Lineage: Eukaryota; Viridiplantae; Streptophyta; Magnoliopsida; Malpighiales; Salicaceae
Product: probable serine/threonine-protein kinase PBL23
Exons: 5
Coding region: 229-1368 (379 amino acids)
Biological process (GO): protein phosphorylation
Molecular function (GO): protein kinase activity; ATP binding
Source: RefSeq, a predicted model, not a curated record